Molecule: messenger RNA, 1267 nt
Organism: Pectinophora gossypiella (pink bollworm)
Lineage: Eukaryota; Metazoa; Arthropoda; Insecta; Lepidoptera; Gelechiidae
Exons: 5
Coding region: 216-1097 (293 amino acids)
Source: RefSeq, a predicted model, not a curated record
UAGUCAAUGGUUCAACGUUGAACCAAUGUAAAUUGAGCAUAGACUAGGAAAGCAUAGGUAACUGCCACAAAAAAGAGCAUCGAAACUGACAGUAUAGUAUUCAUUAAAUAAAUGUUGACAAAUACCUACAUGCUUGUUUUGUUUUUAAGUUGAUUGGAUAACCUAGUAGAUAAUAAAAUUAUUUUUAAGAGUAAAAAUAACUGAAAACAGUGAAAAUGGAUAUUGACGCUGAUGUAAACAACGUGGCUUAUGUUGAAAUAAUAGAUGAUUCUCAAGCUAACAACACAGAAUCCACUACUAAAGAUCUGUCUGAGCAUGAGGAAUCCCUAAAUCAGGAAGCAAAAGCUAUAACAAGUGAAGGAAAUGAAAAACAAUGUGCCGUUUGGACAACAGAUGAUACUGAAAUUCUUUUAAAAACAUACGAAUCUAAACUUGAAAUGUUAGAAACGCCAAAAAAGAAAACAAGGAUUUGGAUUGCAAUAUCGGAAACCUUAAAACAGCAUAACAUCGAGGUUACUCCAGAUCAAGUUAGAUGGAAAAUUAAUGCUCUUGCUAAAAAAUAUAAGCAAUGUGUUGAAAGUGGCGAACAUGAAAAAUUCAGAUACUAUAAAGAAAUGGAUAAUAUUUACUUACAGUACAAUGUUGAAUGUACUGAUUACUCACUACUCAAUGCAGAAAAAACUGAUAAAAGACAGGCUCGUAAAAGACAAUUAGCUGAAACUGCAAAUGCAACUCCGUCUACUAAAUCUGCUACAGAGAGCAAGGCAAUGAUUGAGUUGAGAAAAGUUAGAUUAGCCAAUAGAAUAGAAGCUGAUAGAUCUCAAAGUAAAAUAAGUCUAGAAAAACAAUGGCUGGACUAUUUAAAACGACAAGAAGAACAUAAACGAUGGCGAGAUGAAAUUUUCGAAAGAAAUUUAAAGUUAAAAGAAGAGGAACUCGAAUUAAGAAAGAAGGAAUUAGCAAUGAAAGAAACGUUAGAGUUACAGAAACUGGAUUUAAAAGAACGUGAUCAAGACGAAAUGUUACAAAUUGAAAGACAAAAGUGUGAACUUUUGAAAAGAAUAUUUUCGCAUCAGAAUCAGAAUUAUGAUUGCUAAUUAGGUAGGUCAUGAUAUCUUUAGCGAACACCGAUGGCAAGUGAAUAUAUAUUGGUGCUAAUUCCUGUAAAUACCAUCUAAUUUUAAGUUAUAUCUGUCAUUUUCUUAUCCGCCGAAAAGGAAAGGGACGGGUAAUCGACAAGCAUAAAAUUUAUGGAACACACGUCGAU